Tripterygium wilfordii is the source of this 1634-nucleotide messenger RNA. RefSeq names its product protein SAWADEE HOMEODOMAIN HOMOLOG 2-like. The record is from RefSeq and is a predicted model, not a curated record. The coding region runs from base 238 to 1386 and encodes 382 amino acids. Gene Ontology annotation, molecular function: DNA binding; chromatin binding. The transcript has 9 exons. NCBI's taxonomy places the organism in Eukaryota, Viridiplantae, Streptophyta, Magnoliopsida, Celastrales, Celastraceae.
CUACUGAGAUCACGAGUAUACCCCCCUACGCCCUUCUAUCUCUCUCCCAGUGUAUAAGAUCUCUGAUUCCAGAUUUCAAAAUGAAGCCGUAUUCUGUCUUAUUAACGUAGCUUUUCACAGGACAGACCUUUCGAGCCAAACACCCCACACCUACUCAAUUCAAGCCUAUAAAUCCGUAAUCCAAGGUGGGUUUUGCGAGCACUCGCUCUCUCCCUUGAUAGCUUUACAAGGGAAGUCAUGGGUCGUCCUCCAAGUAAUGGCGGGCCUGCGUUUCGCUUCAUGGCCACAGAGGUCGCGGAGAUGGAAAGCAUUUUGCAAGAGCACCAUAACAGUGUACCAGUCCGGGAGGUUCUUGUGUCACUUGCAGAGAAGUUCAGUGAAUCAGCGGAAAGAAAAGGCAAGAUUGUAGUACAAAUGAAGCAAGUUUGGAAUUGGUUUCAAAAUCGGCGUUAUGCAAUUAGGGCAAAAUCAAGCAGGGCUCCUCUGAAAUUAAAUGUAACACCUAUGUCUCGAGAUGAUUCUGUUCCUGUGAGAGCUGUUCCUCAACCUGUAGCAGCUCCUAUACCUGCUCCAAUGCCUGUACCUACGCCUACGUCUGCCCCUGUUCCUACAGUUCCAUCUGCUGCAAGGGGGUUUUCAGAAAAUUCUUAUAAUAUGGAGUUUGAGGCUAAAUCUGGAAGGGAUGGUGCAUGGUACGAUGUUGCUGUGUUUCUAGCCCAUAGAUACUUGGAGACGGGUGAUCCAGAAGUACAGGUUCGAUUUGCUGGCUUUGGGCCUGAUGAAGAUGAGUGGGUAAAUAUUCGCAAGCAUGUCAGGCAGCGUUCUCUUCCAUGUGAAGCAUCAGAAUGUGUGGCAGUUCUUCCUGGAGAUCUCAUACUCUGUUUUCAGGAAGGAAAAGACCAGGCUCUUUACUUUGAUGCCCAUGUACUUGAUGCUCAAAGACGGAGGCAUGAUGUAAGAGGUUGUCGUUGCAGGUUUCUUGUGAAAUAUGAUCAUGAUCAGUCUGAGGAAAUUGUACCGCUAAGAAAGGUUUGUCGCCGGCCUGAAACUGAUUACAGGCUACAACAACUUCAUGCUAUGAAUGACUCAGCAACCGCUGACCUGCACAAAGGUAACGUGGAUCCCUCUGCGGCCAGUGCCCCUAGGGAUUUUGGUUCAUCUGCUGAAAUGUUUCCAAAUCCAUACGUAGCAGAUCAAUCCACGACCACACCAUCUCAACAGACCUCAGUUGUCUCUGCAGGUGCCAAAAUUGCGAUUCCAGAACCCAAAAGUGCCGAAACUGUUGUGACCGUCAAUCUGGGAAACAACUACACUCCUGGUGAUUCUAGUGUGAAGAUUGGAACUGCUCCUGGUUUCGUAUCUGGUGAAAACAUGCAGGCAGUAUAAGAAUAGGUGGUUGAUUCGACCCUUUUGUUGAAGAUAUUUUCUUAAAUUCUUUAGUAAGCCAUAGUUACAACUAGGGAGGAUUAACAAACUUUGCCGGUAUAUCUCAGCGGGCACUUUGAUUAUGGAAUUUUUCAUUUUUUUUUGGUGCAAGAAAGGCAUAGGUAACAGACUCAGACAUGCUUUUGAACUUUUGGCCUCAAAUGCUUUGAAAGUAAUACCAUCUGUUAGCCCUUGUGCAUUAUAGUUCU